CGGUGUAUAGUUGGAAUUCGGUGAAAAUACCUAGAUGAGACUAUAAAAAGUUUUAGAAAGUUUGGAAGGAAUUUGCACUGAAGAAAAAAUGCAAUGUCGAAAUUGACUUGUGAGGCGUCACUGAGACAAUGUAUAUCAUGUGUGAUAUACACUGUAUACAUGGAGGUACACUGAUAUAAAGAAAAGAUAUACAUAUAUAUACACGGAAGAUAUGCAUAGAUGUAUAGGUGGGUCACAUAUAGAUAUACUAGUGAUAGAUAUACAUUGCAACAAAAACCCUCUUUCCCACAUUUUCACAUAACCUCCUCCACAGCAUCACCACAAAACCACCAUCACCGCUAAUAAAUUCAUAGUAACAACACGAAACACCAUUUCAAUCUACCCAAAUAUGAAAAGAAGAAGAGAGAAGAAACAAAUAGGUCUUAAUGGAAGUUCAGAUUUCAACACUUGUUCUUCGCGUUCAGAUUUUGAAUAUAACUCAAAGGAGAAGCUCAAGGAAAUAUGGAGAUUUCACUUCAAUCAAGGGAUUUGAAAAGUUGAGAGAGAGAGUUGGGGGGGUGGGGGUGGGGGGAAGACUUUGCUAGAAUUGAUGUGGCAAACUCUGUUGGCAAGACCAUGGCACAGUCGUUUAGUGCAUAUGCCUUUGUCUAGUAUGGAAAAUUUAUCCAGUUUCAAGUUUCCAUCUCUAUCUAAAUAUCAUGUUCCAUGUGAUGUAUGUUCUCAAGCAAGACAAUUUAAAUGACCUUUUCAUUCAAGUUCCGUUUCUUCUACAUCAAUUUUUUCAGCGUAUGCAUAUUGAUACAUGGGGGUCUUAUAAGGGUCAAUUCAAUCAGGUUUUUAGGACUGCGCAAAGCGUGGAGAAAUUCACUAGUUGAGAAAGAAAAGAGAAAAAACAGAGGAAGACGGAGAGAGACAAAUACAAAUAUAUGAAAAAACGAAAAUAGGUGUGACCUCAAAUGUGUACAGCAAGUUAGGUGUUCCAUAUAUACUUGGUGAGUCACGUAAGGGAUGUAAGUGAAUAAAAAGACUGAAAAUGCCCCUAAAUAAAAAGUAACAUUCCAUUAUUCCAAUAUUAACCCUGUUCAUACACCCCUUGUUUAAUUAUUAAUGAUAGAAAUGACACAAUAUAAUUUCACAUCUCAAUAAGUUUUCUCUCUAAAACAAGUUCUCUUAGAGGAAGCUGGAAAAAAAAACCCAAUCGAUGGAAGAAGCAAGCUCGAGAAAGUUAGGUGACUCUUUGAAAGUUCCUGUAGUUCAAGAGCUAGCAAAGCAGCAACUAGCAGCCGUUCCGCCGCGAUAUAUUCGUGAUGAUAUCGAAAAGCCUACGUUCACAUCCAUAUUUCCACAAGUUCCAAUUAUUAACAUGGAAAGACUGCUGGCAAUUGGAGAUGAUAAUUCAGAGCUUGAGAGGCUUCAUUUUGCUUGCAAAGAAUGGGGAUUUUUCCAGUUGGUGAAUCAUGGAGUGAAUUCAUCAUUGGUGGAGAAAGUGAAGUCAGAAAUCAGAGCAUUUUUUGAUCUACCAAUGGAAGAAAAGAAGAAGUUUGAACAACAAGAAGGGGAUGAUCUUGAAGGAUAUGGGCAAGCCUUUGUGGUAUCUGAAGAACAAAAGUUAGAUUGGGCUGACAUGUUUUACAUGAUCACUCUCCCUACUAAUCUGAGAAAACCUCACUUAUUUCCAAAGCUCCCUCUCUCACUUAGGGAUGCACUGGAACAAUACUCAACAGAAUUGAAGGAACUUGCCAUGAAAAUUAUGUAUAAAAUGGCAAGAGCUUUAGGGAUGCAAGCUGAGGAUAUAAAUGUACUUUUUGAAGAAGCUGGGACACAAAUGAUGAGAAUAAAUUACUAUCCUCCUUGUCCUCAACCAGAACUUGUCAUGGGUUUAUGCCCUCACAGUGAUGUUCAGGCUCUCACCAUACUCCUUCAGGUUAAUGAAACUGAAGGCCUUCAAAUUAAGAAACAUGGAGCUUGGGUUCCUGUUUCACGUCUUCCUAAUGCCUUUGUUGUCAACAUUGGAGACAUUUUAGAGAUUGUGACAAAUGGGAUUUAUAAAAGCAUUGAACAUCGAGCAAUUGUUAACGAAGACAAAGUGAGGAUCUCGAUUGCUACAUUUUUUAGCCCCAAGUUGCAUGGUGAUUUAGGUCCGGCACCUAGCCUCCUCACUCCUCAAAGCCCUGCAAAAUUUAGGAGGAUUGGAGUGACCGAUUACUUUAAAGGAUUUUUCUCUCGAGAGCUCGAUGGAAAAUCGUACAUAGAUACUAUGAGGAUUAGAAAUGGAGAUGAUGGGAGCUAUUGA
Messenger RNA from Lycium ferocissimum, 2293 nucleotides. Its product is annotated as oxoglutarate-dependent flavonoid 7-O-demethylase 1-like. Lineage: Eukaryota; Viridiplantae; Streptophyta; Magnoliopsida; Solanales; Solanaceae. The coding region runs from base 1202 to 2293 and encodes 363 amino acids. The transcript has 5 exons. The record is from RefSeq and is a predicted model, not a curated record.